Fonsecaea nubica is the source of this 1644-nucleotide messenger RNA. RefSeq lists its product as hypothetical. The record is from RefSeq and is a predicted model, not a curated record. Bases 1 to 1644 code for a protein of 547 amino acids. The transcript has a single exon. Lineage: Eukaryota; Fungi; Ascomycota; Eurotiomycetes; Chaetothyriales; Herpotrichiellaceae. Gene Ontology annotation, molecular function: N,N-dimethylaniline monooxygenase activity; NADP binding; flavin adenine dinucleotide binding.
AUGCCUACACGCCGGACAGCAGAACCACGCCUUAUUGUCAUCGGGUGCGGGGUUGCUGGCAUUGCGCUCUCUGCCCGGCUUAGAUCACAGCUGGGAUACGAUAAUUUUGUCGUUUACGAAAGAGAAAGGUCUAUCGGGGGUACGUGGUACCUUAAUACGUACCCUGGCGUGGGGUGCGAUGUCGAUUCUCACCUCUACUCCUUCUCCUUCAACCUGAACCCCGACUGGUCAAAGCGGUUCGCCGAGCAAUCCGAGAUUCUUCAAUAUCUACAAGAUACGGUCGACAAGUUCGGGGUUAGACCCCAUGUGCGGCUCGGAGUGGAGGUGGUUGAGGCCGCUUGGAUCGAAGAGAAGUCAGUCUGGCAGGUGACCCUUCGCGACCUCGACGACAACCAUGUCUUCCACAAAGAAGCGGAAAUGCUAGUAUCCUGCGUGGGUACAAUAUCCAUACCCAAAGACUGCAACAUCCCGGGCCACGAGAGGUUCAGAGGCGACAUGUGGCAUUCGGCGCGCUGGAAUCAUAAUGUCUCUCUCAGGGGUAAGCGCGUCGCUGUUAUCGGCAAUGGCUGCUCCGCCGCUCAACUUGUCCCGUAUGUGGUUAAGGAAGCGGCGCAGGUAUACCAGUUCCAACGAUCACCUCAAUGGAUCAACGAAAGACCUAAUAGCAACUUCACCGAUUCCCAAAAAUGGUGCUUCCGCAACGUGCCCCUCUGGAACCGCGUCUACCGCUUCUACCUGUGGAAGAACACGGACGCCCUUCACAAUCUAUACCAAUCCGAGACAGCCCGAUCGAUACGUAACCGCGCCGCCGCCACGGAACACGCCAAAGCCUAUAUGAUAGCGACUGCGCCGAAGAAGUACCAUGACCUCCUCAUUCCCCAAUUUCCACUCGGGUGUAAACGACGCAUCUUUGACCCUGGCUACCUCGAGAGCCUCCACAGUCCCAACAUCGAACUCUUAGCGGAGCCCAUCCUGGAAAUCACCGAGACCGGUCUACGAACGCCCCAACGAAAUAUCGAUGUCGACGCUAUCGUCCUAAGCACGGGCUUCAAGAUCCAGGAAUUCUUGUCUCCUAUCACUGUCAAGGGUGUCGGUAGUGUUAGCCUGAACGAACACUGGAAAGACACGCGAGGCGCACAGGCGUACAAGGCGACGUUCGUGACGGGCUUCCCUAACUUCGGGAUCGUGUUCGGUCCUAACGCCUUCCCCGCGCACAACUCGGUCAUCUAUACGAACGAGGUACAAGUGGAGUACAUCAUCAAGGCCAUGGUGAAGCCGAUCCUACGUGGAGACUUCCAAGUCAUCGACGUCAAGGAAGCCGCGGAGCAUCGCGAUGCUAAUGUAGUCCAGGCUCGGCUGAAGUCCAUGGUCUGGAAUGCCGGCUGCAGCAACUGGAACCUGGACGCCACCGGCCGCAACACCACCAACUACCCCGACGAAACCUGGAAGUUCUGGUAUCAGCUCUACUGGCCGGUGUGGAAGGACUUUAACCUCUACGGCGGCAAAGGCACACAUCCCCUGCACCCGGCAUGGAAGGUGGCGGCGACGUUGGCUAGUUUUGGAGUCUUUUUACCAGUUCUACUCAGCAGAAGCUUUCACCUCUUAGGCCCUGCUGUGAACAUGUUGAAGCAGAAGGUGCUGUGA